Portunus trituberculatus (swimming crab) is the source of this 6864-nucleotide messenger RNA. RefSeq names its product DENN domain-containing protein 5B-like (gene pns). The record is from RefSeq and is a predicted model, not a curated record. NCBI's taxonomy places the organism in Eukaryota, Metazoa, Arthropoda, Malacostraca, Decapoda, Portunidae. Gene Ontology annotation, molecular function: small GTPase binding; guanyl-nucleotide exchange factor activity.
AUCCCUUCCUUCAGUGACUAACUAGAAGUGGUGGGAGGUGUUCGUCGCUGCGGACUGUGGCGCUUUGUGUUAUGUAGCUGCGGGUAUCCUAUUAACAGCAACCAUGACCACCUCCAACCAGCGGGAGAGCCAGAGACUGUUCGACUACUUUGCCAUCAUCGGCCUGAGUCCCGAUGGAGGGCUGGAACCCGACCGAUUGCAAGGGGAGGAGGUGGUGGUGCCGCCCUUGGAGAGGAGCUACCUGGCGCGGGUCCUCGGCCACUACCCAGACCACGCUCCCCCGGCCAUGCCCUUCGAUAGUCACGCUGUUCAGAUGCUGUGUCUCCCUCGCGGGCUUCAGUUCCGCACACAGAAGCACAUGUUAGAGCCGCGCUUCCACCCAUUCCUGGUGACGAAGGAGGACGGUUCAAGGGGCCACGGGUUCGCCUAUGUUUUCUACGAGGAGGUCAACUCGAAGCAGAUUUGCACCGCCAUGCACACACUCCAGUCAAUUUACCUCACGGAGAUGUCUAGCAGCCACGGGAAGACCACUACAGGGACGCCCACCAACACACGAGACACGCGCUCCCUCCCUAGGCAGUUUCGUCUCUCCUCACCCAAGUCCCCUGCGGCACUCCACUUCUACGACAUCACCAAGGACCAGCUGUACGUCACCAAGUGCAUCACCUUAGUGGGGCAGCAUCCCUACGUGUACGCCGCCAGGAAGUUCCUCAAGGAGCUCUAUAGGUUCUUCAUCCAGUGUGAGAGCAGCUCAGUGAGUCUGGAGUCACACGUGUACAACCUGCUGUAUGAGGUACCGGCCCCUGCUGGCCGCUGUGUCGCCCUGUCCUGUGUUGGCCGGACCCACAUCUGCCAGCGCCCCACCAGCCACGAGCUGCCCCUGUUUGAGUAUUCGCUGAGGGAGUUUUUCCUGUGCCUGGGUGUGGAGAGUGUGGUGCAGCUCCUGACAUGUGUGUUGAUGGAGAACCAAGUCAUUCUGGUCUCAAGUGACUACUACAAGCUGAUGCUGGUGGCGGAGAGCAUCUGCAUUCUCAUCUUCCCCUUCGUGUGGCAACAUGUGUACGUGCCCAUCCUGCCAUCCUCCCUCCACCACUUCCUGGAUGCCCCAGUGCCUUUCAUCAUGGGCCUGCAGUGCUCUCAUGACUCCAGGGACACCAUACAGAUACCAAAUGAAGCAAACCUUUGUCUGGUGGAUGUGGAUGAGGGUACAGUGGAGGUGCCAGAAGAUCUGCCACAGUUCCCCCACCGAGCAGACUUCAUCCAGGAACUCACUCAGCUCCUCAACAAGUGGGAGGUGCCAACAGGGAAGCUGGACAGGAAGUCAGCCGCCCAGGGCUCCGGGGCAGACCACUGGACCUCUGACUACCAGAGUGGCACCAUGCCGACCAAACUCUCGUGGAACCUCAACGAACACCACAGCCAGUACAAGUACAGGAGGCGACGCAAGUUUUCCUGGUCCCACGACUCAGACUCAGGGGUGUCCAGCAGAGGCUCCAUCAGCGGCUCUCACUCCUCCAUCGCCUCCGUCACUACCUCCUCCUCCCCGUCACCCCUGCAGGGCUUCAUCCCCACCAGCAACAAGAUGUACGGCUUCGAUGCCUUCCAUCUCUCACCGCAGCUCAAGGAGAUCACCGCCAUUGCCAAGAAAGCUGGUGUGUUUGACUCAGAGGAGGUGGAGAGGAUCAAGCAGGAAGGUGAUCCUGAGAUGCUGGAGGAGCUCAAGUUCAACAAUGCAGUGAGGGAAGUGUUCCUCAAUCGUUUUGUGCACAUGUUCUGCGCCUACGAUCACUUUGUCAUCCAGCCAAACUGUCAGGGCACAGACAUGGAGCAGUGGCUGUGCUGCAGAGAGACAGUGCAGAACUUUGACAAGGCCACAUUCCUCUCAGACCAGCCUGAAGUCCACCUUCCAUUCCUCUCUCGCUUCAUUGAGACGCAAACCUUCACCUCCCUCGUCGACCACAAGAUUCUGGCUAACUGGGGCAAGAACAACUCCAACCUGAGUAUCUUUGAGCUGCGCAUCAGGCUACUCAGGGAGCGGUACGAUGACAGCUUGGUGCGGACGCCUUCCUACGAGACCUGCACCACCAUCAAGGAGACAGAGCAGAUCCUGGAGAAGCGGCUGGCAAACAUCGACUACCGUGCCCCGCUGCCGCAGCCCAUGGACCCCCAGGCCGAGUCCUGCACUCAGUUCAACCCGGGCCACUUCCCACUGCUUGACAGGAUUGCUCUCAACAAGGAGCCACAUAAAAGCAAGAAGCGCAGUAGUCACGCAUGGCGGCGACGGGAGCGACAGGAGCGGCACUUGGAACACACGGGUCUGUCGGGCGACCAGCGGGACAAGGUGAUUCACGAGGCCAAGUCAAAACUGCAGCCCAAGUUAGCAGACAUGUCGCCGGCCUACAUGGCACAAACCAAUUGGAAGUUUGUGGAGCAGCUUCUCAAGGAGUGUAAGAAUCGCACCAAACGCAUGCUGGUGGAGAAGAUGGGCUCUGAGGCAGUGGAGCUGGGACAUGGUGAGGGCAGCCUGGUAGGUGUGGAGGAGAACACACUCAUCGCCUCUCUGUGUGAUCUGCUAGAGAGAGUCUGGGCUCAUGGGCUGCAGAGUAAACAGGGUAAAUCUGCUUUGUGGUCGCACUUGCUCAACUUCCAGGAAUUAGAAGACUGCAGCGACUCCUCAAAACCCGACAACCCAAACUUCUUGUCCCCAGCUCUUCAAAACACUUCACCAAAGAUAAGCAGCUUGUCACCCUUGUCGGAGAUUGUCUUAUCCAUUAGGAUGGGUAACAUUAGUGGUCUUGGGUAUCUGGCAUCACAGUUAGCAAAUAAUUUUGACCUCUCCACUGUGGCCCUGGAGACUGAGAGUGCCCCGGCCUCCCCAACCAAGUCUUCAAGCAACACCAAUAGCCUGCAGAAGAAGCCCCUGCAGGACCGCUGGCCACCAGACCGUAGCGGUGAGAGACGUUCCCGCGCCCAGGACUCCUCCUCGGGGGUGCCCACCUUGCGACCUCUCCCUAUCUCCGUGACCUUUGACAUGCGCAACGUCCUGGCCAUGACGGAGAUCAAGACACACAUUGGCUAUGCGAGGGCCUGGGUGCGGCUGUCCCUGGAGAAGAAGGUCCUGUCCAAGCACCUGACAGUCCUGCUAGGCAACGGUAAGCUGCUGCAAGACCUCUACAAACGCUACGCCUUCCUGCGCUGCGAGGACGAGAAGGAGCAAUUCCUCUCCUACCUACUGUCACUCAAUGCCGUGGACUACUUCUGCUUCACCAACACCUACACCUCCACCAUGGUGCCAUACAGGGUGGUGAUAUUCCCCUCCCGCAAGUUGAGUGGUGCCAGUACAUCAUCCAAUGCCUGGGUCAGUCUGGGCGGCACUCUAGGGCAGACCAACAACAUUCCAGUGCCAAGGAACCAAGUGGAGCUGGUGUUUCAGCACAAGAACCUGGGGCUGCUGACCACACUGCGCAUCGGCCACGACAACACCGGCAUGUCUCCAAAGUGGAUGGUGGAGCAUGUGCUGGUGAGGAACGAAGUCACCGGCCACACCUGGAAGUUCCCCUGCGGCCGGUGGCUUGGGCGGGGCAUUGAUGACGGCUCCCUGGAACGCAUCCUGGUGGGGGAGCUGGUACCCUCACACAUAACCUCUGAUGAUCUGGUGGAGUCCUGCCGCACCCCAGUAAGAUGCAGGUCUCCAAACAUGCCUGGUCCUCGCCGCUCAGACCUCAAGCUUACUAUAGCAGACAUCCAGCAGCAUCUAGGUGACUCAGUGAACAACCUGGUCAAGUAUUUCUACAAGCCUGAGAAGGAGCGGGGCAGCCUCACCCUGCUACUGUGUGGGGACUUUGGUCUGGUCUGCUGUCUGGAGCAAGUCUUCUCUUACGGCUUCAAGUCCACCAGGUUUUUUGGGAAGAAUCUCUACCUGUGGGAUUAUUUUGAGAGAAUCCAGCAGCAUUUUGAGGUGCUGCUGCGGGAGGAGGCAGAGAGGGAGCAGCUUACCGGCAUCACAAGGGACGGCCGGGACCAUGGACUGAAGAGCAUGGGAGAGCUGGUGGGCUUGGUGUCCCGCAUCAACGCUUCGUCCUCACACCUGGGCAAAGAUGACAAGUUUCAGCUCUUUGUGUGUCUGGCAGCAAGGGCCCAUCUCCUGCCACGCAUCCUCCUGCCCCUCCAGCGCUCCCCUGUCACCAGCCACAUGUAUGAUGAGUCGUCCUUCCUGCGAGACCCUCAGCUGGUGCGGGAUCUCAUCAACGUCCUGUCGGCCCUCAAUGACUUUGACAUCGUCCUUGAAAGUUCACUGACAAGAGGGAUUGACUAAUCUGCUUCUUUACUAGUUUUGUUGUGAUUUCAUAAGGUAGCAUCACUUGCAACUUCCUCCCAGCUAUUGCUCAUUGUAAUGGUUGCACAGGUGACUUGCUGUUCUUUCUAGGCUGGGACUGGGCAGCUUGUUCUGCAGCCAGCCACCAGUCACGUAACGGAGAUCAAAGUGUGCACAGUCAUACAUACAGCCUGUCCAGGUCACAGGGUCCCUUUGUGGGGUUGAAACCAAAGUGUUAAGGAACCGGCAUAGGACGGAAAGUCAAGAGAAACGUAAGGUUAAGAUGUGGAGUACAUAGAGAGUUUACAUAGAGAAAGUAAGGCUUUAUCAAAAAUUUAAAAAGUUAAGUGAUAGCAUUUAGUGUGAUAGAAUGUCUUAGGAAACAAACUGUAGAGGCUCUUAAGAACAAGAAUAGGCCUGAAGAAAUUGGAUAGGAUGAAUAGAAGUUUUAUAAUUAUAGGUCUUUCAGAUUUUCAUCUAGGGAAAUGACAUUUUAGAAGACAGUAAAGACCAGUAAAUGAAAGAUUCAUAGUAGUACUAAGUGUUGUAGAAAGUAAGGAAAGAUGAAAGUUUGAGUAGAUAUCUACACUUCAAGACAUCAAAAAGGAACCUAAGUUUUGUGUUUCAUGAGAUGAUAAAAAGCACAAGUGAUGUGAACAUGAAAGUACAAGUCUUAUUGCCAAACUUGACAUUGUAAGGAGUUUAAGUUUUAAAAAGGAAGAAGUUAUUGCAAUAAAGAUUGAAGACCAAUGAACAAGAAGUAUCAAAUAUGAUUAUAAAUAUAAUUAUUAUUUUAAAGCUAUAAAUUUAUAUAAUGUUGAUAUAAGUCAAUAUUUGGUUCCUCAAACUGUCAGGCUUUAAGAGACUUUAUUUUUCCAUAUGUACUGACCACCCUUUUCUCGUUCCAAAAGAGGAACUUGUGCCAUUUGCUUCUUCACUGUAGUGACAUGUAUCAGUUGUCUAGUGGAGGCACUAAAGCUGCACUCCACUCAUUGUUCUCUCCCUGUUCUCCGUAGACAGUGACAUACGCUUGCCAGCUUUUCAAUAUCCUGUUUUGUAAUGUAACUGUUGAUUGUGAGGGCAUAAAGGGGUCAUGAGAGGGCUUGUGCUAGAAGAGGAACAUGGCAGGUACAAAAAAAUACUCAUCAUUUCCUGCUGUUCAGUUUUUAGAGUUGUCUGUGUAUGAGGCAUUUUACCUGUAGAUAUUUCAUGGUGUAAGGAAGUGUGUGUGUAGCUGCUCACUCUGUUGGGCGUUAUAUUUUGGUAUACUCAGACCAAAUAUUGUAUAGUAUUGUCAUAUUUAGUUUCUCUGGUAUUUAGUGGCAGUUACAGUAAUUAUGAUUGGAUAUUAUGUUGGUGUUCAGCACUCACUACUGACUUGUACAUAACAGGAAAUUUAUCAUUACGAUUCAGAAGUCUAAAAGCAUAAAUUUUGUUACGUAUGAAGAUUGAAGCAGGACGUGUUCCGUUCUCUGAUUACAAUCUGGCUCAGGUGUUUCAAGAAGAGGAGUUAACUAUCAUGUACGUAUUUUGUUGUUUGUACACUGAUCUUGUAAAGUGUUUGAACUUUGUCAAAUUUGUCAGCCUGGUCCCGCCAAGGUGCUGCUGCUGUCUCAUUGAACCAGUAACUGCUGUACAUUGAUCCAACCCUCCCUUUGACCCAACUAAGUCAUAAUGUUCUGCCCUCCAGUCGACACAUAAUGUUAAGGUUUCUUAUGGUGAAUGUUCCACCACUACAGUAAUCCUCAAACAAGCUGUGUUUUGUAUAUCUCUUAAGAAAGAAAUACCAAAUACUUAAUUUAUUAAGGAGAUGAUCAGGUUAUUCCAGUUUUCUUUUUUUUCAGGUUGUCUUUUAUCAAUAAUUCCCAGUCAAUAGUUACUGCUGGUGUGGGUUCAGAAGGCUAGGUGUUGUAGUGGUGUACUGCCUCGCCUUACCUCGCUCAGCAUGGUGAGGGAGGGAGUGCACCACAGGAGUGAGUGGAACCCCAGGCUGGUCCAGGGUGUGGAGAGGUCUGCUGCCACAGAGUGGUGUGGUGAUGGUGGUGAGUACCCUGCAGGUUCCCUGAACUGUGAUAUUUGUCAUGUUCAUAAUGUCAAACAUCUUGUGUGUCUUCUUGUUCAUGUUGAAGAAUUCCCAUGCUUGUGAACAGGCAAAAACCAAAAAAAACUUCUGUGUCAGAUUAUGAACAUGACCGUCGCUGGCUGACUCCGUGAGGCAGCCUGACAAUACUCAAUUUUCUAGUGAGUACAAAAGUGGUACUCCUGCAACAGUGCUAAACAUGAGUGUUCUUAGAAAAUUCACUUGUACAUUAUAAACUGUGCAAGGACAAUAUUGAUUUUGUACUUAUAGUACAAGCUGUUACACUUGUGAAAAGUGUGUUAGUACAUACUGUAUACUUAAGAAAAGUGUGCUGUUCCUAGCAAAUAUAGUUUAUUUUAUUUAUGUUAAAGCCUGGAGCUGGAGUUACUGCUCAACUGUCACUACUGACGGUUUCAAUGCAUCAGUGUAUUGCAUGUUUUCAUUGUAUAAAUAAAGAUACCCCUGUGUA